This is a messenger RNA of Moneuplotes crassus, 1607 nucleotides long. The record is from the annotation of a GenBank genome assembly. Lineage: Eukaryota; Ciliophora; Spirotrichea; Euplotida; Euplotidae.
UUAAAAAUGAACAAUAGGAGGUAUAAAUCACCAAAAGUUACUCUAACCCAGCCUUCUGAAUUCUUAUCAAUGGCUAGAGACUAUAAAAGAGAAGGAAUAUCUUAGGUAAUCAGAGGAUUGCUAAGAAAAUUAUUACUCUUAAAGGUCAAGAGACAACCAUACCAAAUGUUGAUUAUUCAAAUGCUUUGAUAACUAAUGUUCCAGACAGGAUGAGUGAUCACUACAAUAGUGAUAAACCUUCGAAAUUUAGCCUUGAGAAUCAGAAUUUAAGGAAAAUUUAUUCAAAGACUGAAAUUGAUGGACAAGUUCCCAAAAAUAUGCAAGAAUUAAACACGAAGCUGAAGAAUUUCAGGCUUUUCUUAGAUGGACAAGAUUAUAUUAUAUCGCCAAAAGCAAGGACUAAAUAACAGGCAUAUAACGUUUUCACAUGAACUGAACAACCUCAUCAAGCUGAAAUAACCCGAAGAUGCAUAAAGAUUUUGAAUCCAACUGCAACAGCGUUCAUGCCACAAAUGUGUUCCUAAACGUGACCCAGAUAGCCAAAAAUGAUGGAGUCAAGCUUGAAGAGUUUAUUCCUAAAAAUAAGCUAUCUUCCCGUUUGAACGACUAUCUAUCACAAGAAAGAGAUAAAAUAAUCCCAAAUCAACAGAUAAUGAAUAAAUUAGGUCUUAAAAUGGAUUCUAAGAUUUUGAAAAGCAGCAAAUUAUACAAAAACAGGGGUAAUAAUUAUAAACCCAUCGGUAAGAAGGAGAUGAAGUUCAAAUCUGUCCAGCAAAGAAAGCAAUGCCUUGAGAGAAUUUUAAACACUCAGUUAAAGAAUAACCCAAAUAUCCGACUCGGCACUAAUCCUAGGCAGAAGAGUAUUUCAACUGAGAAUAGGGAUAACAGAAAUAUGACUCUAUAUAAUUUCUGAAAAUCUUCUGAUAAGAACUUUACCGAAAGUUUUCACACAGAAAGCAACCUUCACCCAAAGAAUUCAGGGAAGAUUAUUCAUGGUUCAAAUGUUAAAAGUAAAAAUACUGCAAAUCCUACUACAAGCUUGCAAUCUCCUUCUAUGAAUUAUAAAAAUGGGAAACCAAGAAAUGUCAAAAUGGAAGAAAAACUAAUGACACCAAUCCUUACUUUUGCACCACUGGAUCGCAACUGCUCUUUUUCUAUCAAUCAUCAUCUGAAAAGAUCUCAGUGUCAAGCUUCGGACAGAGAUUUGGUAAAACCUCAGUCCCUGGGGCAGUACUUGAAUAAUAUGGAUGGAAAAUUCCCAAAGGUUAGAUGGAAGAAUAGCCAAAAACUCAACAAUGAUCUCCAAAUGCACCUUACUUCUCAAGGAGUUAUCGAAAAGCCUCGAAAGUCUCAUAAAAAGAAUGCUUCUAAGCCACAUAAGAAGCCCCCUAGAAUGUUUAAGAUAAAAGUGACAACAUCUAACAAAAAUAAGCUGUUUAUCAAGGAUAAUUCUAAAGAUGUGCAUAGCAGAGAUAGAUGUUGGUCGCCCGAUAUGAAAUGUUGGAGUCAAGGUAGUGACACAAACUCUAGUUGAACUUUUGAGACGAAGAAGUUAUAGCCCUUAUGAAUUAGAUAGCCCAGACUUUUAAGAAAAUCCUUCAAUUUUU